This is a messenger RNA of Tachysurus vachellii, 3012 nucleotides long. It is a transcript of the gene zbtb48, whose product is annotated as zinc finger and BTB domain containing 48. Gene Ontology annotation, biological process: regulation of DNA-templated transcription. The record is from RefSeq and is a predicted model, not a curated record. The transcript has 10 exons. The coding region runs from base 160 to 2319 and encodes 719 amino acids. Gene Ontology annotation, molecular function: protein binding; RNA polymerase II cis-regulatory region sequence-specific DNA binding; DNA-binding transcription factor activity, RNA polymerase II-specific. NCBI's taxonomy places the organism in Eukaryota, Metazoa, Chordata, Actinopteri, Siluriformes, Bagridae.
UUUCUUCAACAUGGCGUCUUUGCUUUUUUUUUAGUUGAAUAUAAAACAUUACUUGCUCGAUCUAUUGUUAAUCUACUACAUACCACUUCGAUGUAAGUUAUUUUAUAUAAGACAGACCACCGCGCGAGGUUGUUGAUACCGGAACCGAAGCCAGUCUUCAUGGAGAAAAGCACACUAGAUGGUGCUCACGCUCAGUGGGUGUUGUCCGAGCUCAACCAGCAGAGGAGGCUUGGAAAGUUCUGCGACAUGAUGCUCAACGCACCGAGCGGUCAGGUCUUCCCUGUCCAUAGCAACAUCCUAGCUUGCUUCAGCGACAUGUUUCAGGACACGGCUUCUUCCACACCGCGUACAGAGAUCAACCUUCCACAAGAGUGUCCUGUUGAUGGACUUGAGCUGCUGCUGCAUUUCUUCUACACUGGUGAUCUCCAGCUAAACAGCAAUAACGAGGCGAAGGUUCGACAAGCUGCGAACGGCCUGUCAGUGCCAGAUUCGCUCCUUCCUGUCCAGAGUUUGGUCGGAAUUAACGGUUCAUUCUGUAGCGAAGAAAAGCCACUUUACCCUCCACAGACUGUGGACACCAAACCGGACUUGACUGCUAUGCCACAAUCAGGAACUCAACAGGAGGUGAAAAUCAACAACGAAAAGACCUCAAUGAGGUCAGAAGCAGUAAUUGUGGAGCUUGAUGAGUCUCCCAGCACCAGCCCAGGCACCGUCACUCGAUCUGGCAGGAGGGUGAGGGGCCCUAGCAGGCUGGUCAGAGACGACGCUGUUCCUGUAGUCUCAAAAGCAAAAAGAAGAACUGCAGCUCCUGAGGCUAAAGAAGAAGGCGUCAUCUCAAAUGAUGGAGAACAGAGCAAUACACACGUGCCAAGUGAGACUCAGGACGGACCUGGAGCUCACGAGAACUCCGCCGCCGACGAAGACGACGAGGACGGCGUGGAGGUUUUCAUAGAAGACACAGAUGAAGAAUACACGCCUCACGGUUCGCCCGUCGCGUCUCCUAAAGCUCCAAGAGGGAAACGUAAACGGAAAGGAAGCACGAGCGGCAAAGAAAACGGAGUCGGCUCUUCGAAAGAAACGAAGAAGGGCUCUGUUCAGUGUCCGACGUGUCACAAAACAUUCCUCAGCAAAUAUUACCUGAAAGUACACAACAGGAGGCACACGGGGGAGAAGCCGUUCAAGUGUGACAAAUGCGGGAAAUGCUAUUACAGGAAAGAGAAUUUGCAGGAGCACGAGGCGAGGAAUUGUCUCAGCAGGACAGAUAUGAUGUUUUUCUGUUCAAGGUGUCCCAUGAGCUUUAAGAAGAGACAGGAACUGCGGACGCACACGGUCACACACACGGGCGAGAUGCCAAAUAAGUGCUCGUCGUGCUCCGAGCAGUUCAUGCAGAAGAAAGAGCUCAGAAACCACAUGAUUAAGGUCCAUGGAGCUCCGAAACCGUACGCAUGCCCACUAUGCCCCAAAUGCUUCCUGUCCCGUACUGAGCUGCGACUCCACGAAGCUGCCAAGCACCGCGGGGAGAAGCUGUUUGUGUGCGAGGAGUGCGGCCACCGAGCGUCCAGCCGCAACGGCCUACAGAUGCACAUCAAAGCCAUUCACAGGAAGGAGCGUCCGUUCGUGUGUGAGAUCUGCAAUCAUGCCUUUACCCAGAAGGUCAAUCUGAACAUGCACCUCCGCACCCACACAGGAGAGAAACCGUAUCAGUGCCACCUGUGCGGCAAGACCUUCCGCACUCAGGCGAGCCUGGACAAGCAUAACCGCACACACACAGGUGAGCGGCCAUACAGCUGCGAGUUCUGCGAGCAAAGGUUCACCGAGAAGGGGCCACUGCAGCGCCACAUAGCCAGCAGACACCAGGAAGGUCAACCACACUCCUGUCACAUCUGCAACAAGUCCUUCAAAGCUGUGGAGCAGCUCCGCGUACACGUGCGGAGACACAAAGGCAUGAGAAAGUUCGAGUGCUCUGAGUGUGGCUACAGGUUCACCAGACAGGCUCACUUGCGCCGCCACUUGCAGAUCCACAACCGUGUGGAGAACUACACCCCACGCCAGAGGAAACUGCGCAACCUUAUAGUGGAAGAUGAGAACACAGAGAGUACGUCUCCUCCUCCAACAGCGGGACAAGAUACGGCAGACGGGGAGACCCAGCCAGCCGCGACAGAAAGCGCGGAGCAGCAGGACUCUGGCACUGUGAAGGAAACCGAGCAGGAAAGCUUCGGCAUGGACGAAGUGAUGGAGGUGCUGGUGACGGACACGUUUCCCAUUCAGUCUGAUCUGGUGGUAGAACUGCAGGGCGACGGGGCUGAUGGGAAGGCUUGAGAUAGGAGAAGAAAGCAGAAGCAAGCUGCAAAGACAAGGUCUGAGAUCUUGAUACACAUACUUGCAUACGUCUAAGUAUUAUUCAACCUUUUUAGGAUACAUGCAGUAAGAUUUUAAUGGUGUAGCCAUCAUCCAGCUCUCCAAGAUGAACUUUUAUCAUAAUAAUUUAAAGAACUAUACUAAAAGGGACUAAGGAUUCAGUGCAUUCGUAGCAGUGAAGGUCUUUUACUUUUGCUCGGUGCAAAAAAAAAUCAUGUCAAGUAACCUUCGAUCUGUGAAUUUACACGAUUCGGACAUUAGGAGACGAUAGACAACGAGAAGCGGGGGCUGUCUUAUCAAUGAGUAAAAAAAACAGAAACAGAAGUUUAUUAUGAAAUAGGAAUCAUAAAAAUAAAUCAAUCCGAAUUGUGUAUAUAUAUAUUUUUUACACCUUUACAUAAAAACAGACAGUUUUGCAGGAAAUACAUUUCUAGUGUCAGUAUCGACGCUGAAGACGUAACGUUUUUCCAUUUUUUACGAUACGGGAGGACUGAAAUCUUCGCUGAGACAUCAUGGGUUUAUUUUAUUCUCAUUUCUGUAUAUACACUGUAUGUAUGUACAUAUUUUCACUUCUGUACAUAUUGUAUGACACAGCGAUGCGAUUACAUUCAUUACUGAACAUCUAACGGUACAAAUAAACAAACCUCACAGUUC